Messenger RNA from Alternaria atra, 1002 nucleotides. RefSeq lists its product as uncharacterized. The transcript has a single exon. The record is from RefSeq and is a predicted model, not a curated record. Lineage: Eukaryota; Fungi; Ascomycota; Dothideomycetes; Pleosporales; Pleosporaceae. Bases 1 to 1002 code for a protein of 333 amino acids.
AUGUUUCCCAGUGUGAAGGACCGAGCGCGGCAGCUGUUUGGAGAGGCUGCCAUACCUGAUGCCGCUCCUCCCCCUCCGGUUGCGACAGGAAGGAGAGGCGCGCCACUAAAGGCGACUGCAGCCCCCAAGGCGACCCCAGAACCCAAGACGCCCGCGAAAACCUCCAGAGCCGACGCAAGAUCAAAGAAAGAUGCCACACCGGUGGUCGAAGAAACACCGAAAGCCAUAGGCGCAUGGCCAAGCCCUUUCGAUUCGUUCAAGGCAAGGACAUCGCCAACAGCGAACACCACGCCACCAACGCCAUCGAAAUCGAAAUUGUCGUCGUCCAAGACAGCUACUACAUCGAAAUCAGCUGCGCCUUCAAAGUCAGAAAAGCCUUCAAAGACCGAAAAGUCGGAGAAGUCGUCAAAAUCUGAGAAGGCUGAGAAGUCGUCCAAGUCUGAGAAAGCUGAGAAGUCUGUCAAGACUGAAAAGUCAUCCAAGUCUGAGAAGAAAUCAAGUUCGCGACCCAAGACUCCUCCGACUCCCAAACCUUCUGGGUCUUUCUUUGGUGGCGCAGCUACUAAGACCUCUACGCCUGUAAAAAAGAAGACCGAAUCAAAACCUGCGCUCGAACCUAAGAAACCCUCGCGUCCUAAGCUCGACACCCGUACCUCCCGUCCAAAGAUGGAGCGAAGCUCUUCAUCUUCUUCCCUCGAAGAGGACGACGAACACAGUGAUCUACGCGCUGCCUGUCUUCGCGAAGUAUCUAACGUCACCGGUCUCAAGGGCAAGAGCCUGGCGAUAUCGUUGCGACAGCGGUCCUCCGGCGGCUGGUACGCGGCGCUGAAAGACGUCGGUUCAGACAAAUACCUGAAGAUGUGGAUGAAUCGCGACAAGACGUUCAAGACACAAGAUGAGGCGUUGGAGGCCUAUCUGGUGUUUGUUAAGAAGAUGAACACAGACAUGAAGCUUUUUGGGCCAAUGAGCCCAAAGACUGGGAAGACCAAGGGUUUCUUCUAA